This is a messenger RNA of Solanum pennellii, 5507 nucleotides long. Its product is annotated as proline-rich receptor-like protein kinase PERK9. Gene Ontology annotation, molecular function: ATP binding; protein kinase activity. The transcript has 8 exons. The record is from RefSeq and is a predicted model, not a curated record. Gene Ontology annotation, biological process: protein phosphorylation. NCBI's taxonomy places the organism in Eukaryota, Viridiplantae, Streptophyta, Magnoliopsida, Solanales, Solanaceae. Bases 3017 to 5269 code for a protein of 750 amino acids.
UUUAAAGAUUGAUUCUUGAUUCUUAUAUUUGAUCAUUUGCUAAUUACAUGGAAAAAGAUUGAAUUUUUAACAAUCUUUGGUUUAUCUGAUUGGCUGGUAUCUUCAUAAAUUAUAAUUAGAUUUAUGGGGUUUUGGUUCGAAAGAUUGAAUUCUUAGAUGUGAAUGAUAACAUUGGGAUUUUGGGCUUUUUCUUGGUUCUUUUCUUGAUUUGGGUAUCUGGGGGUUUUGUGAUUUUUUUUAUCUAUGAGGUGAUCUUAGGAUUCUACAUUUGGUGAUUUGGGUAUGUUUCUGUUUCUGCUAUGAGGGUUAUCAGUGAUUUCAGUUUCUUGAUUUGAUUAUCAUAUGGACUUGGGAAUGUGUGUAAUGGAGUUAUGCUAAUUUGGCUUCUUUUUUCCCUCAGUUUUUGGUGAAUUCUGUAUGAGUGACAAAGAUUGAAUCUUUUUGUUUGUUUUGUUGUCCAACAAGUUUACUGAGUUUAAUUUGUGGAAAGCUUGAUCUUUUGUGUGUGUGUGUGUGUGUGUUUUCUUUCUGAAAUUACUUGUUGUUUAGCUUGGAGAGGUAGUUAAUUGCUUUAUCUUGCUUUGGAGUGAAUUGGUUUACGGAUUUUGAUCUUCAGGGAUACUGAUUUUUUUAACAUAGGAAGAAGCAAUUCAUUGCAUUUUGGAUUACUUUUUUAGUUUUUAGUUUUUAGUUUAUAGUGGUUGGUGAUUUCUCAAUGAAUUUCUAGAAAGAUCGAAUCUUUGUGUUGUUUUGUUGUUCGAUGAGUUUUUACUGAGUUGAAUUUGUGGAAAGCUUGAUCUUUUCUGGUUGUUUUUCUGAAUUUCCUAGGUGUUUAGCUUGGAGAGGUAGUGAAUUGUUGUUUCACUCUUGUGAGUGAAUUGAUUUUGCAUUUUGAUCUUCCAGGAUACUAAUUUUAACAUAGGAAGAAGCAAUUCAUUGCAUUUUGGUUACUUUUUUGUUUUUUACUUUAUACUGGUUGGUUGGUGAAUUCUGAAUGAGUUUCUGGACAGAUUGAACCUUUUUGAAGUUUUCUUAUUUGACGAGUUUUUACUGAGUUGAAUUUGUGGAAAGCUUGAAUCUUUCGUUGUUUUUGUUCUUUUCUGAAAUUCCUAAGUGUUUAGCUUGGAGAAAUAGUGAAUUGGUUUACGGAUUUUGAUCUUCGGGAAUACUGCUUUUAACAUAGGAAGAAGCAAUUCAUUACAGUUUAGAUUACUUUUUCAUUUUUUACUUUAUAGUGGUUGGUGAAUUCUGAAUGAGUUUCUUGAUAGACUGAACCUUUUUGUCGACGAGUUUUUUCUGAGUUGAAUUUGUGGAAGCUUGAAUCUUUUGUUGUUGUUUUUGUAAUUCCUAAGUGUUUAGCUUGGAGAGGUAGUGAAUUGCUUUUUCUCUCUUGGGAGUGAAUUUGGUUUACGGAAUUUUGAUCUUCCAGGAUACUGGUUUGAACAUAGGAAGAGGCAAUUCAUUGCAUUUUUUAUUACUUUUUCGUUUUUUACUUUAUAGUGCUUGGUGAAUUCUGAAUGAGUUUCUUGAAAUAUUGGACCUUUUUGUUGUUUUGUUAUUCGACGAGUUUUUACUGAGUUGAAUUUGUGGAAACCUUGAAUCUUUUGUUGUUGUUUUUCUGAAAUUCCUAAGUGUUUAGCUUGGAAAGGUAGUGAAUUGCUUUAUCUUACUUGGGAGUGAAUUGUUUUAUGGAUUUUGAUCUUCGGGAUACUGAUUUUAACAUAGGAAGAAACAUUUCAUUGCAUUUUGGAGUGAUUUAUCGUGUUUUACUUUAUAGUUGUUGGUGAACUCUGAAUGAGUUUCUUGAAGAUUGAACCUUUUUGUUGUUUCGUUGUUCAUUCAGCUUACUGAGUUGAAUUUGUGGAAAGCUUGAAUCUUUUGUUGUUGUUUUUUUCCUGAAAUUCCUAGGUGUUUAGCUUGGAGGUAGUGAAUUGUUUUAUCUUACUUGGGAGUGAAUUGCUUUAUCUUACUUGUGAGUGAAUUGGUUUACGGAUUUUGAUCAUCGGGAAUACUGAUUUUAACAUAGGAAGAAGCAAUUCAUUGCAUUUUGGAUUACUUUUUCGUAUUUUACGCUGUAGUGAUUUUGGUGAACUCUGAAUGAGUUUCUUGAAAGAUUGAACCUUUUUGUUGUUUCGUUAUUUGAUGAGUUUUACUGAGUUGAAUUUGUGGAAAGAUUGAAUUUCUUUGUUGUUGCUUUUUCCUGAAAUCUCUAGGUGUUUAGCUUGGAGAGGUAGUGAAUUGCUUUAUCUCACUUGGGAGUGAAUUGUUUACGACUUUGAUCUUCCGGGAUACUAAUUUUAACAUAGGAAGAAGCAAUUCGUUGUAUUUUGGAUUACUUUUUCUUUUUAACUUAUAGCGGUUGGUGAAUUCUGAAUGGGUUUCUUGAAAGAUUGAAUCUUUUUGUUGUUCUAUUAUUCAACAAGUUUACCAAAUUGAAGUUGUGGAAAGCUUGAAUCUUGUGUUAUUAUUUUUUCUGAUAUCCGUUGGUGUUUAGCUUGGAGAGGAACUAAAGUGCUUUAUCUUACUUGGGAAUGAAUUGUCUAUGGAUUUUAAUCUUCCAGGAUACUGAUUUUAACACAGGAAGAAGCAAUACAUUGCAUUUUGGAUACCUUUUUCUUUUUUAUUUUACAGUAAUUGGUGAAUUCUGAAUGAUUUUCUUGAAAGAUUGAAUCUUUUCUCGUUUCGUUGUUCGACGAGUUUACUGAGUUGGAUUUGCGGAAAGCUUGAAUCUUUGUUGUUUUUGACUGAAAUUGCUAGGUGUUUAGCUUGGAAAGAAAGUGGUUGCUUUUCAUCUCACUUGGGAGCGAAUUGGUUUACGAAUUCUGAUCUUCUGGGGUACCAAUUUUAGCAAUUUAUUGGAUGUUUGUGGUACCUCUUUUGGGGAAAUUCAGUUAGAGCAAGUUGUGCCCUCCGUUGGGUAGAAUUCUUGAAAUACUGCUAAAUUUGAUUGGUGUUUGGAGAGUUUGACAGUAUCGAAGAAAUGGUGUAAAUUUAGCAAGUUUUUGGUGGUGGUGAAAUGUCAGUAGUAGUUUCUCCACCUCCAAGUCUUGCACCAUUUCCUGUCCCACCAAUUGUCUUGAGUCCACCUCCUCAGCUUUCUUCUCCGCCCCCUGCAUCUCAGCCUAAUGCGACAGCACCACCCGUGUCUUCUCUUCCUCCAACAUUACCCCCACAAUCUUCUCCUCCCCCGGCCUUACCAACACUACCACAAUCACCUACUCCAAGUAACGUGACAUCGCCGCCUCCUAGUAACGUGACAUCGCCUCCUCCAAUGGCUUCCCCACCCACAGAAUCCGCUCCUCCAACAGUUAGUCCUCCACCUAUCCCACCUGCUAGUUCACCGCCACCUGUAUCUUCUCCUCCUCCUUCCAGUUCACCACCACCUCAAUCUUCUCCUCCCCCUGCUAGUGCUCCUCCACCUACAUCUAGCCCACCAGUUAGUUCAUCACCACCUCCAGAAGUUGAGCCUCCACCUGUCUCACCUCCCCCACAACCAACUGUUCCUACAAGUUCACCUCCACCGCCUCCAAAAGAAGAUCCUCCUCCUACCUCACCUCCACCACAACCAACCACUCCUCCAAGUUCACCUUCACCACCUCCCAAAGUUGAUUCUCCACCUUUUUCACCUCCGCCGCCUGCACAGAAUCCGGAUCCUACUGCACCACCACAAUCUCCUGAACCUCCGAAAGGUUCACCACCCGUGAAUUCACCUCCAUCACCAGCGUCUGUGCCACCAAGAGGUUCACCUCCUACCCCAGCCUCUGACCCUCCUGCAAAUACACCUCCAUUGCCAGCGCUUACGCCACCACAAGGUUCACCUCCUACACCAUCCUUGGAACCUCCUAAAAAUACACCUCCUUCACCAUCAGUUCCUUCUGGUGGAAACACUACCGAUAGGCCCAGUGACAAUGCAGCAGGUAGCGCAAACAGUUCCAGUAGUAGCGGCAUAGGAACUGGAGGUACAGUUGCAAUUGGCGUCAUUGUUGCUGUUUUAUUGCUUAGUAUUGUUGGAUUAGUGGGUUGGUGCUUAUGGAAACGAAAGAAAAAGGCUUUUCGUCCCAGUGGCGGGAAUGUCAUGCCAACCCCUUCGGGCUCCACCCCAAAUUCUGAUUCCGUCUUAUUGAAGAUACAGGAAUCAACACCUGAUACCAGAAAUGGAACUGGAAACAAAUUCCUAAAUUCUCCUGGAGGAUCUGGUGGAUUUGGAAAUCCAAAGAUAUGGUUUACCUAUGAAGAACUAGUUAAGGCUACUGGUGACUUCUCGGCUGAGAAUUUGUUGGGAGCAGGUGGAUUUGGUUCUGUAUACAAAGGAUGUCUACCAGAUGGGAGGGAUGUAGCAGUAAAGCAACUAGAUAUUGGUGGGCGCCAGGGGGACCGGGAGUUCAGAGCUGAAGUUGAAAUCAUUAGUCGAGUACACCAUCGCCAUUUGGUUUCCCUUGUAGGUUAUUGCAUUUCUGAAAAUAGAAGAUUGCUUGUUUAUGAAUAUGUCCCAAAUAACACCCUUUACUUCCAUCUUCAUGCCGAAGGAAGGCCUGUUAUGGAUUGGACAACACGUGUUAAGAUUGCUGUUGGUGCAGCUCGUGGAAUAGCUUAUCUGCAUGAAGAUUGCAAUCCUCGUAUUAUCCACAGAGACAUCAAGUCAUCAAACAUUCUUUUAGAUAUUAACUUUGAGGCUCGGGUUUCUGAUUUUGGAUUAGCUAAAUUAGCUCAGGAUGCAAAAACUCAUGUUACAACACGUGUUGUGGGAACAUUUGGCUACAUGGCUCCUGAAUAUGCAUCAACUGGCAAGCUGACUGAAAAAUCUGAUAUAUAUUCUUUUGGGGUUGUGCUUCUGGAGCUAAUUACUGGACGGAAGCCUGUUGAUACAUCUCAGCCUUUAGGGGACGAGAGUCUAGUUGAAUGGGCACGACCGUUGCUUUCUCAUGCCCUUGAGAAAGUGGAAUUUGAUCAGCUUGUAGAUCCACGCCUCGAGAGGAAUUAUGUUAUCCCUGAGAUGUUUCAACUGAUUGAGGCAGCUGCAGCUUGUGUGCGCCACUCAGCUGCAAAGAGACCAGGGAUGGGACAGAUCAUGAGAGCUUUUGAUAACAUGUCUGCGUCUGAUCUAACCAAUGGGAUGAAAGUUGGCGAAAGUACAAUAUAUAACUCCGCAGAUCAAUCUGCAGAAAUAAGAUUGUUUCGAAGGAUGGCAUUUGGUAGUCCAGAUUUUAGUUCCGAUUUUUUUAGUCAAGGUACACAGCAUAGUGGAGAGUCGGCUGAAGAUAGAGUAUAGCACACAGCUAAAGGUCUUGUUAAAUCAAGUGUAUAUUCAUCUGUUCAUAGAUAAAAGCACCUACGUUGAGAGGUACGCGUUUGCCUCUCCGAGGUGAUUUUGGUUUUGUUUUAUAAGUAGCUUCCUUUUUCGCUGCUUACAUAUAUGCCCUGGUUUUUUAGUAGCAAAUUUUUCCUGUAAGUAACAUGAAUUCUUUUGUCCAUCUCCAAUAUUUUUGUUCUUUCAAAGGUUUAUUCCA